GGUCUGAAAGAAGUGCUGGGCUUUUCCAGGCAGAGCUGUGCUCCACACAUCUCGUAUAUUGGAAAGAUGUUCAGCUCCAGGAUGCCUCGUACCACUGGAGCUCCCUGCUGACUUCGUGAUGAGAAGGCCCUGCAUGUGCAGAAGUCCCACCACGAAGCCUUGUUCUGAAGCUUUUGUGGGCGGUUCACCAACUGUUCUCUUCCAUUUGCCCUGCACUUCUGCCUUGGCACCACUCACUACCUGCCUUUCCCACUGCUGGACCCCUGCGGUGACGCAUGUCAGUCCUAAGCUUAGAACAGCAGCUGCUAACCUCAGCAGGGGCUUAUUGCAUCAGAGCUUUACGUGGCAUAUUUGUGUAUUGGGAAGAUAAACCCGUAAUCUGAUGUGCCCAGGUACAGAUACGAAUAGCUUCAUCUGCAAUUAGCUAGAGGCACUUCUCCGGUCUUGGCAACACAUGAAAAGUUAACUGGGAGGGACUUAGUUCCAGAAGAGGAUGUGUGGGAAGGUGGCAUUUGCACACUGACAGCAGGAGGACUUUGGGGCAAUCAAGGCCCACCUUUAGUUAUGGGAAGCCAGGCUUUCAGUGGUAGUAAUGCUUCUGUCAAAUGUUCCCCACACAGAGGACGAGUUUCUCUGCUUGGUCUUCUGUUUGAAGAGAACACAAAGCUUUCUGCGUUCUCCCUUUGAACUGUUUUGCAUGCACUGAACUAACUUGCAGGGAACACUGGUAAAAACAUGGCAAGAAUUGAAGCUGGCUUAUUAAGGCCAAAGUGACACAAGCCCUUGCCCAUCUCUCACCUGUGAGCUCCAGGCCUGGUGCAUUCCCCCCUGCACUGUAUGGAGCACUCAGGUACCUCUCCUCUGCUCUUGGCUGCAUUGACAUAGAAAAGUGAUAAACGGAGGAUGCAAAAAAGGGAAGAGAUGGGGGCAAAAUAGCUUUGGAAGCUCAAAGACUAAUCACAAUGGUGUGAACUACAAAGAAUAACCUUGUUCAGCAAAGAGAUUGUGGAAGGCUCCACUUUGUUCCCCUUGCUGCACAUGCUGUCCCAUUGUUUCUGAAAAGUCAAGAACAGAUAACAUCUAACAGUUGCUGACUGGCACAAAGAAUGUUCCAAGCAACACUGGGCACAUCAGGUAGGAAGACAGAUCCAACAGCAGCUUCUCCUGCAGCUCUAAUGCCCAUUUACAUGGAAUUCAUCACUUUCAGAAGGUUUCAAGGACACUAAAGAUGUCUGUCACCAGAAUAAGAGGUCAAAUGUUGGCUUCAGCUCAGAACUUGUGCCUUGUCCACAGCCCUUCUAUGGAUCAAGGCAGCACAAUAUCUGUCCAGGACAGGUGGAUGAGGUUAUUUUUUAUGUGCUGCCGAUGUAGCUGCCAUGAUGCAACAUGUGUAUAAAGCCAAGAACAGAGAAGGUGAUGCGAGUGGAAAUCUGCUAGCAGGAUCAGUGCUUCACUGUGUUGUUCAAACCUUUCCAGACAAAUUUUGCAGCACAAAAAGCAGGUGGCAGAGAGCACAUCGAAGAAGUCUAUUUCAUCAGCCUACCCUGCGAAUGGCAGCUGUGACGGACCAGGCUGCUGUCACAGCGCUGCAGUCCUGCUGGAAGAACAGGCCCCUGCUAUGGAACGAAUGCACCAAGCACAUCCAGCCCAGCGGCCGCUGCAGUGCCUAAAACACAAAAUUCACUCCUGCUUACUUUGGUUGAGUGCAACCACAAGAAGGAUCUUGUGUGCUUUGUCUUUCUCUGGCACUCUCUGCCUGUGGGCCUGGUGGUAACAUGUCCCACUUCCCAUAUCCCUGUGUGGGUAAACUGAGGCAUUUUGAACUGAUGGGCGCUGCAGCCUGUGAUGUGCUGAUGGGGCACUCUGUGGGGCACGGGCAGUAUGGGCAGCAGGCGUCCAGCCCAGACCGCAGCAUGCAGUGAGUGCGCUGGGCCCAAGCAGCAGGCACUGAGCCUUCAGGCAGUGGCACAGAACACUGGGGAGCGAUGCUUGCAGGUGGGGCUGCCCUCUGGUUUAGGCUCCCACACAAGCAGUGCAGAGCUACCUGUCUAUGUAUGACCAUGAACCAUGGUCUCCAACAAUGACAGCAUGGGCCAGAAACAGGUGUCACCUUAAUACCCACCCAGAAAAGCCAAUUACCCCUGGAUGAUUAUGAUUAAUAACUCUCUAAGUCCUAAUCGUGCUGACACUGACGCCUGGAGCUUACUGCAGGGGGCACUUUAUAAGUGACGCCCUACAGCUGCUUCUCUGCAGGGAGACGGCGAAGGCUGAGCAGCAGUGGGAGCCCAACUGCAGGGGUGAUUCCCCACACACAAGAAACUGACGCUGAGUCUGACUGAGAGGCGCCCCACAAACCGCAGCCAUGAAUGGGACGGAAGGCCAAGACUUCUACGUGCCCAUGUCCAACAAGACGGGGGUGGUGCGAAGCCCCUUCGAGUACCCCCAGUACUACCUGGCUGAGCCCUGGAAGUUCUCGGCACUGGCUGCCUACAUGUUCAUGCUGAUCCUGCUUGGGUUCCCUGUCAACUUCCUCACACUGUACGUCACCAUCCAGCACAAGAAACUCCGGACGCCUCUAAACUACAUCCUCCUGAACCUGGCGGUCGCCGACCUCUUCAUGGUCUUUGGAGGCUUCACGACCACCAUGUACACCUCGAUGAACGGGUACUUUGUCUUUGGAGUAACAGGGUGCUACAUUGAGGGCUUCUUUGCUACGCUGGGCGGUGAAAUUGCCCUCUGGUCACUUGUCGUGCUGGCCGUGGAACGAUACGUGGUGGUCUGUAAGCCCAUGAGCAACUUCCGCUUCGGGGAGAACCACGCCAUCAUGGGGGUCGCGUUCUCCUGGAUCAUGGCCCUGGCCUGUGCAGCCCCCCCACUGUUUGGCUGGUCACGGUACAUCCCUGAGGGCAUGCAGUGCUCGUGUGGGAUUGACUACUACACGCUGAAACCAGAGAUCAACAAUGAAUCCUUCGUCAUCUACAUGUUCGUGGUCCACUUCAUGAUCCCACUGACCGUCAUCUUCUUCUGCUAUGGGAACCUGGUCUGCACUGUGAAGGAGGCUGCCGCCCAGCAGCAGGAGUCAGCCACCACCCAGAAGGCAGAGAAGGAGGUGACCCGCAUGGUGAUCAUCAUGGUCAUCGCCUUCCUCAUCUGCUGGGUUCCUUAUGCCAGUGUCGCUUUCUACAUCUUCACCAACCAGGGCUCAGACUUUGGGCCCAUCUUCAUGACCAUCCCGGCAUUCUUUGCCAAGAGCUCUGCCAUCUACAAUCCUGUGAUCUACAUCGUCAUGAACAAACAGUUCCGUAACUGCAUGAUCACAACCCUCUGCUGCGGCAAGAACCCGCUGGGCGAUGACGACACAUCUGCUGGAAAGACAGAGACCUCCUCCGUCUCCACCAGCCAGGUGUCCCCUGCGUAGGCCCAGCAGCACCAACCUGCCCACUGCCAGCGCCUGCCCGCUUCAGCACAGCCCUGCGGGGUGGGCUGCUCUCCCAACCAUAGGAACCCUGGGAACAAGGCUGUGAAAAUGUACACGUUUUGUAAUUAAAAUGCUAAAGCUUAGCUCUUCCGCUGGCAUAACUCCGUGCUUCUCUCUGUUGAUUCACUGAGAGCUCAGACCUGUUGCACCACGCAGGCCCUGCAAAGCCUGGGCACAGCGGAGCCAUUGCCACCUCCCUCACCCCAACCUGAGGGCCUCAGUGGGGCAGAGGCUGGGCCCCUCACGGCUCCACUGCUGCAGACAGAGGCUGGCAGCCAUCAGCAGCUGCUGGGCCAGGGCAGGGGGUUGUGCUGGGACAGACUGAGCACCACCAGAUGCCCGCUGCUCAGAGCCCCGUGCUUGGCCCUGCCCCAGCACCUCAGAAGGGCACCACAACAGCUCUGGGAUAACGGGUGGGUUUUGGCACACAUGUGCCCUCUGUGCUGCAGAGCUGAUGAUGCAGAUCCCAGUCGUGAGCAGGCGGCACAGCAUGGCACAGCUGUGCUCUGCUAUGGCUGGGUGUGCUUGGGAAGAGCAAGGCGUGCUCUCCAUCCAUCCAGCACCACACUGUGCUCCCGGCGUCGGCCCCUCAGCAGCCCCACUCGCUGCCCCCACCAGGAUGCAGCCCCUUACCUCCCAGCCAUCCGCAGACCCUCCCUGUCAGCUGCAGCCCAGCUCAGUGUCAGCCCACGUAGGAAGCUUUGGCCGGUGCUCACGCUUUUGAGGACAAAUUUGUGCAUUGCUGAGCUUCCUCUGUGUUAGAGCAGGCAAGACAUGGGAGCAUAUGGUGCAGAGACACCAGCAUAUGUUCCAGGCACUACAAGAUGGCAUAUUGCAAUUGUAGCAGUGUUCUUCAAUUUUAUUUUUAGCUCGGUUAUACAAAUAAGAUGUUUUUCUUGCUCUUCGGAGUUAUCAACAUUUGAAACUAUUUUUGUACAUUAUUAUCCUCUCUGAUUUCUAAUCCUAUGCAGCUUUGCGAGGUCUAAUAAGGAACAUACAGAACCCAUGCAAGUUAAAUCUUUAAUAAAGAGCAAUUUGCAAGUACAA
Coturnix japonica (Japanese quail) is the source of this 4525-nucleotide messenger RNA. RefSeq names its product rhodopsin (gene RHO). Gene Ontology annotation, molecular function: G protein-coupled receptor activity. The record is from RefSeq and is a predicted model, not a curated record. Gene Ontology annotation, cellular component: membrane. Gene Ontology annotation, biological process: G protein-coupled receptor signaling pathway; visual perception; phototransduction. NCBI's taxonomy places the organism in Eukaryota, Metazoa, Chordata, Aves, Galliformes, Phasianidae.